AUAUUUUUUCGAGGUGCACGGUGUCCCGGGAGCCCAUGAGACCCCUUAGUGGAUCCACCUCUGAUCGUAGUCAGACUUCAGUUUCUGAGUCAGAGGUUAAUCUCAAGUUCUAUGAGAUCAAGAGCGGAAAAAUCUCCGUCAUACUAACAAACUUUGCUGCUAGUAUCGUCUCAGUUAAACUUCCUAAUAAAAAUGGAACUACCACAGAUGUUAUUCUCGGGUACGACACAGUUGAUGAGUACGAGAUUAAUGACAAAAACUUCGGAGCCGUGAUCGGAAGGAUUGCCAACAGGAUUCGUGAUGCUCAGUUCAGUUUAAAUGGAAUCAAAUACAACCUUGAUCGUAACAGCGGCAACAACUCCAUUAACGGGGGCAGCAAGGGAUUUGGAAGAGUUCCUUGGGAGGUGGCAGAGCACAAGCCGGAUAGUAAAAACCCGUGCAUUACCUUCACGCUCUAUAGCCCUGAUGGCGAUCAAGGUUAUCCUGGGAAUGUUACAGCGAAUGUUACAUAUACCAUAUACGACAAUUACACCUUACGUAUAGAGAUGAAGGCAAUCACUGAGAACAAGCCAACUCCAAUUAGCAUGUCUACACACGCAUACUGGAACCUUCAAGGCCAUAACAGUGGCAAUAUUUCUUCCCAAAAGCUUCAGCUGUUCGCCUCUAAUAUCGCAGCUAUGGACAGUAAUCUCUUGGCAACCGGUGAAAUUACAUCAAUAAUCCACAACAAAACCUACAA
Molecule: messenger RNA, 739 nt
Organism: Cuscuta europaea
Lineage: Eukaryota; Viridiplantae; Streptophyta; Magnoliopsida; Solanales; Convolvulaceae
Source: the annotation of a GenBank genome assembly